Messenger RNA from Labrus bergylta (ballan wrasse), 4415 nucleotides. RefSeq lists its product as uncharacterized. NCBI's taxonomy places the organism in Eukaryota, Metazoa, Chordata, Actinopteri, Labriformes, Labridae. The record is from RefSeq and is a predicted model, not a curated record. Gene Ontology annotation, molecular function: protein binding; heparin binding; calcium ion binding.
AGGGCAAAGGGGGCAGAAACCGCGGCGCGCACGAUGGAGACAAGCUGAAUGUCUAAGCUUUCAGCAGUAUUAGCUUAAUGGGAAUUACAUCCUCGGAAAAUAACUUUAAAAAAAAAUGUUUUUUGCUUUUCAUUAAAGGGAUGACCAACCAACAACUGCUGGACUGAAGGAUUAAAUCGCCUAAAAGGCCACUAUUCCGUCGUGGCCUGUUACCAAUUAAACCUCCAGCAUUGCAACAUGGCACAUUUCUAUACCAUAUUUUUACUCUGUAUAACAUCUGUACUCGGUGGAGCAGGGAGCGUACCUGAGCCCUGCCAUAGCUCGCGCUGCUUUCCUGCACAAGACUUGAGGAGACCGUGCGUCGGUGCGCACUGCCAGAGGCGCACGGAGCCAGUAGCGUCCAGACGGCAGUUUACCCACUCUGCACAAUCUAGACAAGGACAAGUUUACCCGAGUUACCAACAGGAUGCUCGUUUCAGUCAUCACCAAGCCCAGAGCGCACCGUUAGCACCCUACGCCAUCAUCCAACCUCAGCAAGGAGGCUUCACGCAACAAGCGGAAACAGAUGGCGUCAGAAGAACGAACUCGAGGACCAUCACAGCGGAGGUUUUCCAUCCUGGCUGCGCGGGGGGGACCUGUCCGACCACUGUGUCCCAUCGCCAGACCAGUGAUGAUGGCGCAACGCGGGAGUGCAAAGGGAUUGGAUGUAAACUUCCCUCCAUGAUGCGCCAGAAGUCCAAGACGAGUGUCGGAGACGGUUUCGGAGCGCAUGGCGGAGACUAUGGGAGAGAAAACUCUUCUCCGGUUCAUGUGACGGACAGGGCCGCGCAAUUUCUGGAUGAGCUGCCAGAUUUUGGGUCCGAACGCGGUGCGUGGAUCCAGCUGACAUGUGAUAUGAAACCAGGGAACAAUGAGGUCCCCUCAGAAGACGCUCUGGUACUGCAGCUGCAGCUGUCAAAGAGCCAGGAAAAGCUGGUUGAGGCCCUCAGGGGCCAACAGGACGAAGUCAAAGAGCUGCAGAGGCUUCUCAGUGAGCAGCAGGGGGCGCUGGUCAGCCAGCAGAGGGAGAUACUAGAGCAACAGAGGAGGAUGUAUGAACAGAUGGAGCAAGUAAAAGCCCAGUACAGCAUACUGAUGGAUGGCAUCAAACAAACGUCUUUCCAGAACCUGCAAGGGGAACUGGACACUCACAUGGAGAGCAUGAGUAGGCAGGUCAGACCCCACCAAGCAAAGCAGGCUCUGUCUCUGCACAAGGUGGACAUGGAUGCCAGUGUGAUGGAGGUGGAUCACUCCAUGUUGGCCUGUGGGACAUGUAGUCCUGACGAGUACUGUGGCUUCAGCAGCGGUCAGCCUCACUGUGAGAAAUGUACUAUCUGCCCUGCUGGCUUCUUCCUGGUUGCCCAGUGUUCAGUCCACGCGGACAGAAUCUGCCAGGACAGAGAUGAAUGCCUUGAACUAUCUGAUCUGUGUGGAGAUCAUCAGAGGUGUCAAAAUACUCCAGGUGGAUUCAGGUGUCAGGGCUUGACAGAACGAGAUGCCAACUCAGGAAUGUGCGGACACGGCUACUUCUACAACUCUGAGAUGGAAGAGUGUCAGGCAUGUAACGAGUGUGAUGGAGAGCCCAUCGCCUCACCUUGUACCUUCACUACAGACACUCUUUGCUCUGGCCCUGCUGCAGGUGAUAGCGCCCUCUCUCUGUCUUGGGCUGGAGAUGUGAGUCUGCAUGGUGCAAAGGGUAACGUCCUAGCUCAUGCCUUCCCCAGUGUGCAGCUUCACGUCCAGGGAAGAGGUGCUGCAGGUCUUGUGUCGGCUGAGGACGGGCGGCUGGUACUACGGCAGCACGGUUUGGUCUGGCUGGAUGAGAAUCUUUCAGUGAGCCAUGGAUGUCGUAGCUUCAUCCAGGUGUGUCUGCGUUUGAACAACACGGAUGGUCCUGAAGGUCGCGACCUUAGUGGCGUUAGGAUCGAGCAGCGAGAGGGACGGUCACUCCAGAGCGCCAGCAUCAGUGGAGUCGCAGAAGUCGCCCCUGGUUACGUGAUCUCUGUCCUUCUCCGGAGCGCAAGCCAACACUGUAACCAAAGCAGUGAAGGUCUAAAGCUGUACGACCAAUCAGCUGCUUCAUUCAGUCUCUUUUGGCUAUCUCACGACACAGGGGCUGUUGCUAUGACAGCACAGGCCACAGUGUCUGCACAUUACCACACAAACUAUCGCCCAACCUUUCGCACCACCUCCACCUCUGAUCCUUACGUUGUUGGGCUGACUCAUGAUGGUCGUGGGAUCCGUUUUGCAGAAAGUGGUACAGUGCGUUUUGUCUUUCAGCAAGCGUUGUACUCAAUGGGUCAGGCAUGUGUUAAUGAGGGCUUCCAACUGUUGGCAUACCUCAACCGUAAUGGAACCGGCAUGGAGCUAUGUCGCUCCUUCAAAUCAGGCGUCCACUAUCGAGACAUGUCUGUAUCCCUGUCUGGAGCGGCUAAAGUUGAACCUGGAGAUGCCUUGGGCUUUGAGAUCCUUUCUCCUGCUCAGUGCAAUGUACGUUUCUUUGGCGAUGAAACGGGCAUCAGUGUCCUCAGCUUGGUUUGGGUCCCCGCUGCUAUCUCUUCCUUCAUGUCUGCCUCUGUGGCUCACAUUGGCCUUCCUUCAGGAGCAGUCCGAAACAAGCCGCUGUUCUUCCGCCAGACCAGCCUUCAGGUUUCCCAGAUGGGGCUACUCGCCAGAGGAUCCACCGAUCAGAGACGAGAUUUUGCCUUCAAGGAGAGUGGAACAGCCAGUGUGGCUUUGGAUCUCAAACUCAUUCACUCCUGCAAUCUUGUUAAGGUGACUCUUCUACAACGAAGUGAUACAGAUGGGUCAGGAGGAGGCCGGGAUGCCGAUGUGGUACGACCAAUCCCUCUGGCCCAGCAGGUUAGUGGUCAGAUGUCCGAAGGCAGCCAUUGGGCCAGUUUAAGCCUGCGUGCUUCCUUCCAGGUUCACAAUGGCACAGCGGUGUUCUUCACCCUGGACUGCGUGCGCGGACGGGUCAACCAGAUCAGCCACCAGACAGGAAGUGGAGUGUCAAUCCUCUGGGUUGCAGCAUAACAAAACAGAGACAAAACUUUACCCUUUUAUCUUUUUUAUUUUUGACUUCCAUUUAGAUCAAAAGUUAAGCCUUUUAUGUGAUGGACUCGAUGCAUUGGUUUCAUUUCAAAGGAAAAGUUGGACGAUUUGGGAAAGAUGCUAGUUUGCUUUUCUUGCAAAGAGUUACACUAAAUUCUACCAGAAAGCAACGCAAUCGAGACUAACCUUCUCCAUGUGUAGGCCAACAAGUUGAGCUCCUGGCUUGAAUCCCAAACCACACACCAUUAACUCUGGAUUUUUGCAAGCUUCAUUGGCAGAGGGAGAAAUCACAGGAAACAACAAAAAAUCCUAUUCACAGCUUUGACUGUGAAAUCGCUCAAGUAUAUCUGGACAACAGUUAGCACUUCAUUCUUAAUGGUUCACAAUACUUGAUGUGUAUUUGGAAGAGCAUUCGACAAGAAGAUUGAUAGCAGAUGCAAAUCUCUGUAAUAUAUUAAGUGAGCCAGUAGUCUAUUAGUUUAGCUUAGCAUAAAGACUGACAGCUAGCAUGGUUCUGUCCAAUGGUAACAAAAUGUAUUUAUUAGUGACUUUAGAGCAAACUACAUAUCUAUUUAAACCGUACAAAAAGUGAAGCCUUUUGUGCUAAGCUAGGCUAAUGGAUAUGUACCAUAUUAGAGUGGUACUGAUCUGCGUGUGUAGUUUAUCAUCAGUCAAUAAGCAAUUUUCCAAAUAUAUAUUUUAUAUAUUUCUUUAUUCUUUGAGCUGCUUGAUUUUAGUUUGUGUAGCUUUGAGAUAAGAUUACUUUUUUUUAAUUCAUUUUAUUGAAAAAACAAAAAAAAGCCUUUAUUUUAAAAAAAUGUAGCAUUAUACAUCCCUCUCUGUAUUAUACCAAUACAGGCAUUAUAAUUGUUUUGUGAUUUCUAAAGUAAAGAUUAUGACGGUUCUAAAAAACUAUGCUCACAGUCUAAUACUGCAAGUCAGAUUCAAUUUUAAAUAUAGUCUAGUUUUCUGCCUUUUUAAGUAUAGAAAUUUAACUUGCUUUGUUUUUAAUUUAUGUAAUUCAGUAAGCUUGUUGACACUGAAGGACCUUCUCAAUAAUACUUCCUGCUGUCACUAAAACUCUUAUUGCUUUCGUUCAGGAGUGUGUUUUGUAAGAGCAUGUGUUUCAUGUUACCCGCCAUUUUCUAAUGUGAAUAUUUACUGCAUGCUGUGUUAAAGGAUCACUUCCUGCAUAUUAUGGCCUAAAUGUCAUGUGAUUAAUUUAGGUCCUGUUGUAAUUAUACUGUCCUGAAGAGAAUAUAGAUCGACACCUUAGCACAGUUACUUAUGACUGAUACUGUAAUAAGAUGUAUAUUUGAUGU